CUUUUUAGGUGAGGUUGGGAGAAGAUGAUGCAGGGUCUCUUUACUCUGAGGCUGUUUGCUGCUCUGCCAGGGCUCCUAUGGGCAUCGCCUCUGUUAGUAGAAUGGGACAAUGAUGCCUCCAAGAUCUGCAAGCCGGCACCGCGCUGGGAGAUCAAGGGCCAUGGGACCCCCAUGAAGGGGCCGCUUGGAAAUGUAGUCGUUCUGGCUCUACUGAAAGCCAGCUGACACUUCUGCCUCACACAGGCCUCCAAACUAGAAGGCCUGCAUGACAAGCUGCUCCGCAGCAACCUGACAGACAUGUCUUUCCUCAUUGUGAAUGAGUGGGAGGUCCAGUCCGAAGCCAUGUACUGGGAACGGAAGAGGAGGGCCCCCCCGGGUAUCCCUGUCUACCUACAGGAUGACGUCUGGGAGGCCCUAUAUGAAAACAUGGACGACUUCCUGGUAUAUGACAGGUAAGAAGGGAAUGAAACACUGCCACUACAUCGCUCUCCAACCAAGGUGCAGGGAUUGAGGAGCAAAAACCCUGAUGAAGGCUUAGGGCCGAAAUGCCUUGGUUUUACUUCAAACAAUAAAGAAGCACUUUUAUCAACUUCCACUGUCCUCCAAGAGUUGCUGAAUAACCUCUUCACUUCAAUACGACAGGUAAGAGCCAUCACAGAGGGGUCCUUCUGUGGGACAGCCCAAGUCCAUAUUAUUUCUCAGAAUUAUAAAUGUUCCAUGAAUAAGGAAUGGGAUUGUAUUGAUUGAAGGCAACAUGUCAGCACUAAUCUAAAGCUUACCACUGCUCUUUGACUUUAAUGGUAUGAAGUAUCUGUCAGGUUUAAAUUAGAUAUUUUCUAUCUACAGAGAUCUUUGUAAUUGGUGUGACACCUUAUUCAUGUGGCCAUGGAUCUCUCUCUUCUCGCUGACAGAUGUGGGAGACUGACGUGCCACAUAGUUCUGCCCUACAGCUUCCUCCACUACCCUAUAUAGAUGCAGCUGUCAGAGCCACUUACCACAAGGACAUCUAUGGCAACUGCACCAUGAGUGAAAGCACACUUCUAAAGGGAAUGACAGACAUUUCAUUUCUGUUUGGCUCGUCAUUAGAAAACACUACUGUCUGCUGUAGUGCCCCAUUGGAAUAGAAUGUCUAGAACAGGAACACACCCUACCUAUAAUGGGAACUGAUUCUGAAUAAUAAUGAGAUCGCUCUGUGGCUCUCCCAGGUGAUGUCUUUUUAGCUCGUACCUAUUUUGUUAACUUUAGUGCGUUCUACUGUUAUGCAGGAAUCCAAAUGGAGUUACUCAGCUGGGUGGAAUAGCAGACAGCGAAACGAGUCUCUGAGCAGCGCAGGAAUGGCUGUUAACGAGACAGACAGUACAGUGGCAGAUUGAAGCAACCCAGUUCCAGAUGUUGUCUGAGGGGGGGUGGUAACAUGCCAAACAUACAUCAGCAGCAGCAGCACCACCACAACCAUGGGUCAGACAGAUAAACAGGACUCCAAUUA
This is a messenger RNA of Salvelinus namaycush (lake trout), 1486 nucleotides long. Its product is annotated as selenoprotein Pb-like. NCBI's taxonomy places the organism in Eukaryota, Metazoa, Chordata, Actinopteri, Salmoniformes, Salmonidae. The transcript has 2 exons. Gene Ontology annotation, cellular component: extracellular region. The record is from RefSeq and is a predicted model, not a curated record. Gene Ontology annotation, biological process: selenium compound metabolic process. Gene Ontology annotation, molecular function: selenium binding.